Messenger RNA from Solanum verrucosum, 2074 nucleotides. Its product is annotated as kinetochore-associated protein KNL-2 homolog. The transcript has 10 exons. The record is from RefSeq and is a predicted model, not a curated record. Lineage: Eukaryota; Viridiplantae; Streptophyta; Magnoliopsida; Solanales; Solanaceae. The coding region runs from base 42 to 1586 and encodes 514 amino acids.
GGAAGAGAGAGUGACACUCCCGCGCAAGAAGGAGGGUGGCAAUGACUUCUGCUUCAACUUGUCAAACUCAAAGGGUUGACGAGGAGAAGGAACCCAAAAGCAGCAAUUCAUCGAAAUCUUGUUUUCAGCCAACAGUCAGUUUGAAAGAUUGGUGGCUUAUUAGGGCUGAAAGAGAUUCUCAAGGAAGAACCCUUGCCGUUGCUGGGCUCACUUCUCGAGAGGGUCAAGCUCUGCGAGGAUUCACUUCUGCACCAAUUCUCAAGAUAUAUGAUGUUUUUAAUCUUGAGACCAUUGAUGGGAUAUGCGUUGUCCUCAAAGGCUUCAUAAACAAAAGUCGUUCAGAGGAAAAUGGUUUUCCAUCUGAGGUGAUCGGACAGUUUCUUUUUGGUUUUCCUCCUCAAUGGGAGACGUUCAAUGAGAAAUUCUUAGGAAGAGAAUCUAAAGGUAAGGCUUCUGCAAGUGAUGCCCUUUGUUUUGAAAAACCAUCCAUGUACUCUGAAAAGGUUAAAGAUCUAAAGAAGUUAGAUCAAAAUGAUCAUGUAGAGACUACCGGUGAAACAAUUCAGGAUCAUAAUGGGAGAAAAGAUUAUGAAGUAGAAGACAAUUUGAUGAGGGACAAUCAGAAUGAUGGAGAAGUUGCAAAUGAAGUUAUUGUACAAAAGAAGAAAAAAAGAGCAACAAGGUCAUCGGACCAGCUUAAUUCUACAAACACUUCUACAAGCAUUGCAAAGGAGCAAGGAAUACUGGAUCAUAAUGGGAUAAAAGACUAUGAAGUAGAAGACAAUUUGAUGAGGGACAGUCAGAAUGAUGGUGAAGUUGCAAGUGAAGUUAUUGUACAAAAGAAGACAAAAAGAGCAAUGAGGUCAUCGAACAAGCUUAAUUUUACAAACACUUCUACAAGCAUUGCAAAGGAGAAAACAAUACAGGAUCGUAAUGGGAGAAAAGACUAUGAAGUAGAAGACAACUUGAUGAGGGACAAUCAGAAUGAUGGAGAAGUUGCAAGUGAAGUUAUUGUACAAAAGAAGACAAAAAGAGCAACGAGGUCUACGGACAAGCUUAAUUCUACAAACACUUCUACAAGCAUUGCAAAAGAGCAAACAAUACCGGAUCAUAAUGGGAGAAAAGACUGUGAAGUAGAAGACAAUUUAAUGAGGGACAAUCAGAAUGAUGGAGAAGUUGCAAGUGAAGUUAUUGUACAAAAGAAGACAAAAAGAGCAAUGAGGUCACCGGACAUGCUUAAUUCUACAAACACUUCUACAAGCAUUGCAAAGGAGCAAACUGCAGAUGUUAAUCGAACAACUCACUUUAAAAGUUCAAGCACGGAAAAUGCAAAAAGAAAAUUGUCAUAUGGAAGUCCUCAGCAAGGGAAAGAGGCAGUUCGACUUAUCUCUCCUGAACCUUUGAGUUUUAACAGAUCUAGAUCAGGGAGAGUGCUACUUCCUCCGAUGGCAUUUUGGCGCAAUCAAAGAGCAGUUUAUGAUGCGGAUCAGAGGGUUACAGAAGUUAUACAAGGCGACCCGAAUCUGGAUUAUCUAUCUAGAGUGUGUAGAUCUGAACCAUCAAAAAAGAGACGGCAACACAGAUGAAAGUUAAAGCUCCUAUUGUCUAGUGGAAAUGUAAAGGAACCUAAAGGGGAGGCAUAAGCAACACUGGCACAUUUGUACAAAAAUGUGUGAAGGCUCUACAGUUUACUAAUGCCAUUUUUGGAUGCAUAUUUACUAGACAGAUAUCUCUUUUGUUUCUUAGAACAGCUUGCAAGCUACGAUGUUAACUCAUUUAUGCAGAUAGUUAUGUUAAUAUAUAGGUUCACUUGGACUGUAUCUUGGUAUAUCUGAAAGAAAAAAACUUUUCAAACACAUCAUGGUGUAUUGUGUAUCAGAAAUAGUUUCUCCGUCUUCACAAAGCAGGGUAAGGUCACUCUCUCCAGACUUUUCAAACACAUCGUGGUGUAUGAUGUAUGGUGUAUCAGAAAUAGUUUCUCCGUCUUCACAAAGUAGGGGUAAGGUCACCCUCUCCACUUGUGAUAUUACAUUGGAUAUGUUAUUGUUAUGUCAUGGUCACGUGUUGUCUUCCA